AUGACCUCCACCACAUCCAACACAACCGGCACAGCAAGUAAGACCACGACGUCCGGAACAUUCACGCUCCUCCUCUUCGCGUCCGCGAGCACCUUUGCCGGCGGGGUCGAGACGCUCCGGCUCCCCGCGCCGACGACGCUGCGCGGGGUCUUUGAGGCUCUCGAGGCGCGGUUCCCGGGCAUGCGCGACGCGGUGCUCCGCAGCGCGGCCGUGACGGUGAAUCUCGAGUACGUCGACGUUGAUCCCGACAUCGACGCUUCUGCCGGGCAAAAGCGAGAUGGGGACGUUGGGGGCGAUGCGACGGACAAGGGUGACGGGCUGGAAAUGGUGAUCAACGCGGGCGACGAGGUCGGAAUCAUCCCGCCGGAUGUAUGGUACGCGGGAUUAUAG
Messenger RNA from Fonsecaea monophora, 390 nucleotides. RefSeq lists its product as hypothetical. The coding region runs from base 1 to 390 and encodes 129 amino acids. The record is from RefSeq and is a predicted model, not a curated record. NCBI's taxonomy places the organism in Eukaryota, Fungi, Ascomycota, Eurotiomycetes, Chaetothyriales, Herpotrichiellaceae. Gene Ontology annotation, biological process: Mo-molybdopterin cofactor biosynthetic process. The transcript has 2 exons.